This is a messenger RNA of Impatiens glandulifera, 1035 nucleotides long. RefSeq lists its product as uncharacterized. Bases 455 to 883 code for a protein of 142 amino acids. Lineage: Eukaryota; Viridiplantae; Streptophyta; Magnoliopsida; Ericales; Balsaminaceae. The record is from RefSeq and is a predicted model, not a curated record. The transcript has 7 exons.
AUACUUGAAAUUCAGAACUGGAUCGUCGUGCUGAAAAUUCCUGCCGAACUAGGGUUUACAGGAAGAAGAAGGUAUCUCUCUCCAAUAAUUUAACUUCUUGCUCUCAUAGCAAAUUGUGACUGUGAAGAAGACAUUGUUAAGUAUCACGAAGAACUUAAGAGAUCCGGAAUUCAAGUAACAAAGCAUGUGCUGAUGUCUCUUAUAUAUGCGUAUGCUGCUUGUGGACAGUUCGAUAAGGCAAAACAGGUAGUACUAUCCAAAGACAUACCCGUAAAGAGCCUUAAUGAGCUUAAAAGUGUGAUUGUGUCUGCUUUGGCUUUACGCGGUAAAAUUUCUGAUGCUAUUGCCUUUGAGGAAGUCAAAGAAGCCAACUGCGAACCUAAGACAACAAUUGUCUUAUUAGAGAGAAAGAGAGAUCUAUUCGUCUCUAUAGGCAACAAACGGACUGCCGAAAAUGAGGCAAAACUUCGUCACAAUCGGAUUUCUUCUACUCAUAACUGCUUCUCUACUACGCUAUUGUUCAUCUCUCCAGAUUGGCGAGACCUGUUCAUCCAAUAAUAAUCAAUGCGAUGCCGGAUUACGCUGCCAAACCUGUGCUGCAAAUGGAAAUACUCGUCCCAGAUGUGCUUGUAUUCAACCAUUGAGCUCCGUCUCCAAGGUGAAAGACCUUCCUCGCCCUGUCCGGAGUGAAAUCCGCGACGGGAUCUCUCAUCAUAGCAAUAACGAACCAAAGGCAUGUAUAGUUUUGUUGUUCAUUAUUAGUGCAACGUCUACGAGUACCUCUGAUGCAUUUAUGUGUGCAAGGAUAUUGAUUAGAUCUUCGAUAAAGCUGUUAGAGCAAAAUGGUUACAACAAAGCAGCAGUUGGAGGAAGUGUGAGUUAAAAUGAGAGUAUUGACUAACUUUCACUUUUUGAAAAUUUGUUAUAUUGAUACAUUUUGUUAAUGUUUUUUUUAUGUCAGUAACUAUUAAAGAUACAUUUUGUGAAUAUUAUUUUUGACUUAAUACUUUAAAAUAGUUAAUUAUUUAUUUUGAA